This is a messenger RNA of Cavenderia fasciculata, 1653 nucleotides long. RefSeq lists its product as uncharacterized. Gene Ontology annotation, molecular function: microtubule binding; actin binding. Gene Ontology annotation, cellular component: actin filament; cytoplasm. Bases 1 to 1653 code for a protein of 550 amino acids. The record is from RefSeq and is a predicted model, not a curated record. Gene Ontology annotation, biological process: actin filament polymerization. The transcript has 2 exons. Lineage: Eukaryota; Evosea; Eumycetozoa; Acytosteliales; Cavenderiaceae.
AUGACCAAAGAUAGUACUAAAGGAGUACUUAGUGUAUUCGAUUUUGUUCAAUCAAGAAAGUAUUUUGGAUUGGAUAUACCAGUUUCAUCGUUAACAACGGCCAUUCAAUCAUGGUGGGCUUAUCAAAAAUAUCAAUGUGAUAAAUACAACCCAAAUGGUUUUAUUCAAGGUAGAAAAUCUGGACUAAGAUUAAACUUUCACCAAAAGUAUAGAAUUCAAAUUAAAAAGGAUGUCGAUGGUGGAACUAUUCUCCAAAUUGAUUAUUGGGCAAGAAUUAAAAAACUGGGUAUUGCUGCUGCUUUUAUCACUUAUGGAAUCACCGCUGCUGUUGGUUGUGGUACUCUUUCCUAUUUUCUUAUUGAAGCAAGAAAAUUCCUUCGUUCUUUUUGGGAUUGGUUUGAUGGUACCUAUCAAGUUGUAAAUGUUCAGGUACUUGUAAAUGAAGAACAUUUAUCAUCAGCUUUUAAAAAGGAAAUGCAACAACAAGAAAUGCAACAACAACGUCAACGUCAAGAACCACCACCACCACAACAACAACCACCACAACAAGAAGUUGUUAGAAAUCGUCCACCUCCUCCACCACCCAAUUCUCAACAACACCAAAACAAAUCAACUACUCAUACAACUACAACUACAAACAACUAUUAUUCAUACCUACCAGCAGCUUCUGGAUCCCACCAAUCAUUCUACCCAGUUGGUUCUCAACCUCCCAACGCUAUCUAUCAAAAUAACAAUCUUCCCCCCCCUCCUCCUCAAGGUGUUGUUCCUCUUAAUAUGUCAGGAUUUCAAUACAGUUCAUCUGCUCCACCACCUCCUCCAGGUGGUUUGUCAAAUUUAUUUGGAGUGGGACCAGUACCACCAGGAACAAUUAUCAACUCUGCCAAUGCCUUCCCAGCAUCUGCUAGUCAAAACGGAAUCCAACCAUUUAUUUCAACUUCCUAUCCACCAAACCCAAUGAACUUUGCUGGAGCACCUCCAAUGGGACAACCAGGAAAUAUGGGUAUGGGAAUGGGUGUAAGACCUCCUACUCCAUCAUCGGUUCAAGGAGGCAUCUCACCACCCAAUGGUAUUUCUCCACCUCAAAGAUUCUCUGGAGUUGGAAUAGGAGAUCAAAUGUACUCCGGAAACCUUCAAUCCUCAAUGAACCAACCACCACCACAAUAUGGACAACAAAAAUUAGAUUCAAUGUAUGGAGAGUCAAAUCACAAUAUUUUGGAUGAAUUUGCAAGUCAAAUGCCACCAAGCAAUAUUUCUCCAAACUCAUUGUCAACCGUACCUCCUCCCCCUCCACCAAGACCAAUCUCUUCUUCUUCUUCUACUUCUUUAAACAAUGGUUCAGUUCCUCCAUUAUCUUCAGGAUCAUUUAUUCCACCUCAAUCACAAGCAACAUUUGUACCUCCCACUUCUACUGGAUCGCAAAUGCAAGAAUCAAGUGGAACACAACAAGGUCCAAUGUUUGGAACGGGUUCAUCAAGUGUAGAAGACAAUACAGUGAGAAGCCAACAAUUACCUAGUAGUUCUGGAGAUGCAAAUAAACAUUCUGGUCUUGGAUUUGGAUACACCUAUCAACAUUUGGUAGAUUUGGAUAAAAAAUUCAAACAAAGACAACAAAAUUUACAACAACAACCAGAAACUGGUUCACCAUCAAAUUAA